Molecule: messenger RNA, 10685 nt
Organism: Microtus oregoni (creeping vole)
Lineage: Eukaryota; Metazoa; Chordata; Mammalia; Rodentia; Cricetidae
Gene: Pgap1
Product: post-GPI attachment to proteins inositol deacylase 1
Exons: 27
Coding region: 118-2889 (923 amino acids)
Biological process (GO): GPI anchor metabolic process; endoplasmic reticulum to Golgi vesicle-mediated transport
Cellular component (GO): endoplasmic reticulum
Molecular function (GO): phosphatidylinositol deacylase activity
Source: RefSeq, a predicted model, not a curated record
UCCGCGCACGCGCGGGCGCGGCUGCUCUGCUGGGCACGGCUUGGCACGGGCGGCUUUUCCCUGGCUCGGUCUGGGCGGCUGGGCUUGGACGGCCGUGGAGAGGCGCUCAGCAGCACCAUGUUCCUGCACUCAGUCAGCCUCUGGAACCUGGCGUUCUAUGCCUUCAUGGUGGUUCUGGCCACCCUGGGGGUGUGGGAUGUCUUCUUCGACUUCGAGGAGAACAAGUGUAGCAUGAGCUACAUGUUUGAGUACCCCGAGUACCAGAAAAUCGAACUCCCGAAGAAGCUGACGAAACGCUAUCCAUCCUAUGAGCUCUAUCUGUAUGGAGAAGGGUCUUACGCCGACGAGCACAAAGCUCUCCCUCUGACAGGAAUUCCUGUUCUCUUCCUUCCUGGUAACGCCGGCAGCUACAAGCAAGUCCGCUCCAUUGGCUCCAUCGCGCUGAGAAAAGCGGAGGACAUUGACUUCAAGUACCACUUUGACUUCUUCAGUGUGAACUUCAACGAGGAGCUGGUGGCCCUGUACGGCGGGAGUCUUCGGAAGCAGACCAAGUUCGUGCACCAAUGCAUCAAAACAAUUCUCAAACUGUACAAGGGUCAAGAAUUCGCUCCCACAAGUGUGACGAUAGUCGGUCAUUCUAUGGGUGGCCUCGUGGCCAGAGCAUUGCUUACGCUGAAAAACUUUAAGCCAGAUCUGAUCAACCUCCUGGUCACCCAGGCCACUCCACACGUGGCCCCCGUGAUGCCCUUAGACCGUUUCAUCACGGAGUUCUAUAUGACUGUAAACGACUAUUGGAUUUUAAAUGCUCGGAAUAUAAAUCUGACUACGCUCUCCGUAGCUGGAGGAUUCCGGGAUUACCAAGUUCGUUCAGGACUGACUUUUCUGCCAAAAUUAAGCCAUGAGACCAGUGCCCUGUCUGUCGUGAGCUCAGCAGUGCCUAAGACCUGGGUCUCAACAGACCAUCUCUCCAUCGUGUGGUGUAAGCAGUUACAGUUGACCACAAUCCGAGCCUUCUUGGAUCUCAUCGACGCCGAUACCAAGCAGAUAACUCAGAAACCUAAGAAGAAGUUGUCGGUGUUGAAUCACCACUUCAUAAGACACCCAGCGAAGCAGUUUGAGGAAAACCCAUCCAUAAUUUCUGACUUCCCAGGGUCAUCCAAGUGGGUUCCAGUGAAAGUGUCCAGAUGGUCCUACGUGGCUCAGAAUAACUCUGAAAAGCUUUAUUUCGCAUUUCCUCUUGCGAAAAAAAGGAAGAGCUACACUCAUGCCUACUGCCAGAGUACCAUGUUGGAUACAAAUAGUUGGAUUUUUGGCUGUAUAAACAGCACAUCAUCUAUGUGCCGGCAAGGGAUUGAUUUAUCAUGGAAAGCUGAACUGCUGCCGACAAUCAAGUCUCUGAUGCUAAGGCUCCAAGACUACCCGUUUCUGUCACACAUUAUUAUCUACAUCCCUCCUGUCCACGGAAGUAAGUUUUUCUUAGACUGUGAAUUCUUUAAAAAAGAAGCAAGAUCCAUACAGCUUCCUGUAACUCAUCUUUUUUCCUUUGGAUUGACUUCAAGGAAGGUCAUGUUAAAUCUGAGUGGCCUGUACUACAAUAUAGAGCUUCUGAACUUUGAACAGAUAUACCAAGCUUUUAAAGUCAACGUGGUGAGCAAGUGCUCCAGAACCAAAGAAGAAAAAACCAGUAUCUAUAAGCUUCAUAUUCCCUGGUCUUACGAAGAUUCUCUAACCAUCGCACAGGUUCCAUCGUCCACAGAAAUUUCUCUGAAACUUCACGUUGCUCAGCCGGAAAACGACAGCCACGUGGCGUUGUUAAAAAUGUACACAGUGCCAGACUGUAAAUAUGAGGUGACAAUUAAGACUUCCUUUCCACAAAUACUUGGACAGGUAGUUAGAUUUCACGGUGGAGCUUAUCCCGCCUACGUGGUGUCUAGCAUCAUGCUUGCUUAUGGAGGACAGUUGUCUUCUCUCCUCUCAACAGGUUAUUGCUUAGAAUACGCAACCAUAUUGGAUAAAGAGGCCAAACCAUACAGAGUGGACCCUUUUGUGAUUAUGAUAAAGUUUCUGUUGGGGUAUGGAUGGUUUAAGGACUUAUGGGAUGGACUGUUUCUACCGGAAUUAGAGGCCAUUGUUCUAACCAGUCAGAGUAUGUGUUUCCCUCUGGUGUCCUUGAUUCUCUUUCUGCUCGGAACUUGCACCGCGUACUGGAGUGGUCUACUCUCUUCGGCAUCUGUGCAGCUCCUUUCCUCGCUGUGGCUAGCUCUCAAAGGACCUGUUGAGCUUCCCAAAGAUGUCAGGGCGACGGCCUCAGACUUGCCUUUCGCGACAUGUGUCUUUCUCAUAGUGAGCUGGACCACCUGUGGGGCCCUCUCUAUCCUGCUGUCUUACCUGUACUAUGUGUUUAAGGUCGUCCAUCUGCAAGCCUGCCUGACGACGUUUAGAAACAGCCAGCAAGUGAAUCCCAAGCACUCGAAGAGAAGCGAGAAGAAGUCCAACCACUACAAAGACUCGUCGGUGCAGGGUCCCCGCCUGUCUGUUCAGGAUGUUGAGGACAGUCUGCGCAUGCACAGCACCGUGAUUAACCUACUGACCUGGGUGGUGCUGCUCAGCCUGCCGUCGCUCAUCUAUUGGCUGAAGAACCUUGGGUAUUAUUUUAAACUUCAGCCCGACCCCUGCAAACCCCUGGUGUUUCUCCUUACUCCGGCUGUAGGGAUUCUCGGAAAUUCUUUCACAGUGACCGUAAAGUCAAGUAAGUUACUGAAGUCCACCUCGCAGUUACCGCUUCCCCUGGCCGUGGGCGUGAUCGCUUUCGGCUCCACCCACUUGUACAGGGUCCCGAAUUUCGUGGUCGUCCCUCUUCUGUACCACGCAUUUUGCAACUUCCUGUAAGGCCGGCCUGAGAGGACGAUAAAAGCGCUUUAAAGCCUCAAGGACCGGUGAUACCGUGAGCGCAGCCCCACCAGCCGGCACAGCGAGGUCCUUCGGAGAAGAUGCGUCUAUUUUUACAGUAUUGGAAAUAGGAAAUUAGUUUUGUAACGCGUGAGGAAAGUCGCCGAAGCAUGGUUUCGUUUCGUGACGUAGCGUCUGUGUUCUCGUCGUGCCUGAGGAAUGAGCGAGGGGCACUCGUGUACAUACCAACUAGCCAUGCCGUGAACCUUCUAGAAACUUAGUAGAUGCGGUGUUGUUUGUCGUCUCCUGUGGAACUUCCGCUGGCUCCAUCAGACUUUAUUUGAAAAGUGGGUUUUCUGUUUGCUAUAACUGACAUAUUCAGAGUAGGUCUUAAAAGGUUAAAAGUCACAGCUGUUUCGCAGAAGUGAGACAGUCGUAAAGGAGGCUUUUGGUCAGUUUUUGGCAACGAUGGGGAGCAAAGUUCUAUCAGUCUUCUUACAUCGAUGAAAAAGGGCCUCAAAGGGAGACUUUUUUGUUAGCUGUUAGACGUCAGGUUCAAAGCAGUGACUUUUCUUGAGCCUUUAAAUACGAAUCUUACUGUGCACUCUUGGUGAACAUUAAAAGCAAGAAAGAUCUACGGAUAGGUCUAUUAUCAGAAGACUUUUCUGGUGAGUACCACAUUGGCACACUCAGUUUCUGCCCCUGCUUAAGUCAGUGCCGAUGGUUGCCACAGGUGCCUCUGGUAAUGAUCAGGUAUUAAAACAGCUACAUUCCAGAGUUGAAAUAACUUGGCAUUUGCAUCAUCUCUGGUGUCCUGGGAAGGAGAGAUGUCAACAGAAGUAGAGUAUUGCCCUUGAUAGGGAAACAGUAGGCAGCCAUUGCUCCGUGGUACUGAGAGAGUGAGCCCUGUCUGAGCCGGCUUCCGCCCUGCCGUUGCUCAGUUACCAGUGGAAUCUGGCAGGGUUCACUCCCCGGGACUACCGUUUGGCCAGUGAGGGUAACAUUUUAUUUCAUUUCCAGUUCUCGUUCGUUCUCAGCUACAGAAAAACAGAAAGGCAGGGAGCUGAAGAACAGAGUUGCUCUCUGCCUUCUGUUAGGAGAAACUCUGAGGAGGUCGGGAUUCACAGAGCCCUUCACCUAGAUGUGUGUUCUGUAAAUGCCCAAAGCCUCUCCAACGAAGCCCUCGCGUGUGGGUGAAGUCACGGGUGGACUUGUGAGCGCAUGCACUUCUUAGUCCCAGGAUGGCACUUCGGGAACCAGUCUCGUUUUAUCCGCUGUUGCACCGGGUACCACAGCCUCUCAGCCGCCACUGCCAGCCGGAAGGCUCCUCCCACGCCAGUCACUUUGGCAACUGGCCUCAUUUUCCCCUGGGAGUUCCUCCUUGAGUCUUUCCCGUUUCAGAAUUAGUCAGAGGGUGAUGGUAUUACCACAGGGGUUCGUUAGUUUAUGUGACUCCGUUGCUGUCUUGCCUGGCAUCAUGCUUGUUAGGUGUUCCUAGUCUCACUUACUAAGACUCCGAAAGGAAAACAGUUAUAUUAGAUGUGGCGGACGUCUUAGUCUCUUGUCGCAGAAAAUGUGUCAAACAGAAUAAACUACGCCGUACUGUUCAUUCAGUAUCUGAGAGUGAGCUCAUCAGAUCAUACAGUUUUCUCACGGUAUACCACACAUACAUACAUACAUACAUACAUACACGGACAUACCUGCUUCAAUUUCGCCAGGUCUGGGCAGCCUCUAUAUCCAUGUUCUUUUACACUGUCAGUGACAUUACAGACGUCUCAACUUAAUGGUAGUUGAGCACUUUGACUUUCUGAAUUAGGACAUGCAUCUACAAAAUCUUAACAGAAAUCUGGUGUGAGAGACCUUUUUACAGCCUUCGUUAUUUGUGAGAUCUAGCAUCUCCACGGUUAGCCAGCACUACUAAGUAAGAUAUAGCAAGUUUGAGUCCUUACUCACGAGUGGUACGUUUGUUAUCAAAGCACACUUAAUUCUUGCUAGAAUGGUUUUUGUCUGAAAGUAUUUAUUCCCAAUCCUCCAAGUCUUAUUUAUGCCAGCAAAAUAUCCCAGAGAAUCGUGGUGUGGGUCUUUGGUCCUUUGUCACUCUACACGGUCACACAGGAACAUACAAGGACAUGCUCUGACAGAGUCUUCUUCCAGAUACACACUCACACAUGAACAUACAAGGACAUGCGUUGACAGAAUAUUCUUCAAGUACUUAGAUACAGGUAGCUAGGUAGACUAUCUGAUGAUGAAGGCUGCUCUCCUGUAAGAAAAGGGAUUUCCUUUAUCUCAGCAUCUCUUGCUUUUACCUAUCAUGUUUACAUGUGUUUUAUUACCAUAGUCCCAAUACCAGUGUCACUUGAAUUGGCAGUUAAGUUAGAGAGUAAUACAUCAAAUUUUGAGUUCCACUGUUGUGGUUUCUUUUUUAGGAAAUUGAGUUUUUUAGUAAGUGUUGUGCUUAUUAAACAACUGGAUUUUUGCUAGUAAAUAGAUUGGGUAUACUUUAGACUGUUAAGAACAUUGAAUGCUCAGUAUUUCUGAAACACCCUCAUAGAGUUAGUGCUAUUAUAAUUCAGACCUGCUAAUUUUUUAAAAAGAUUCGUGUGUGUGUGUGUGUAUGUAUGUGUAUAUGUAUAUGUAUAUACACACAUGUGUAUGCAGUUGCUCACUGUGGCCAGAAGAGAGCAGUGUAUCCCCUAGAGCUGGAGAUAGAGGUGGUUGUGAGUUGCUGGACAAAGAUGCUAGGAACCAAACUCAAAUCCUCCAGAACAGCAGCUCUCUUCACCCAGCUGUUUCUCUAGUUCCAGGACCUGAUAAAUCUGAUAGAAAUUAUUAUUACAGUUGUGUGUGUGUAUAUAUACAUGAGCACACCAGGGACUGAGUCCAGUCCUACCUGUGUUUCCUAAGUACUUUCUCUACCUUUGAAGUAUCCACAGCUAGUCUGGAUUCAUUUCAUGCCAAAAUUAAAUACAUUCUAUUCCUUUCUUGAUUAUCAUGUAUUGAAAACUUUCAGAACUGUGAUUCUAAAGAAACCGUUUAUGCUGGGUUAACACUAAUCUUUGAGGCUGCCUAAUAUGUAUCAAUCAUGUAUUGAUUAGUCUUUUAAAUUAUUUUUAUAUUAUAGUUAUAUAAUUUCAACUGUUUAUAAAGGAUAGUUCAGUUGUUUUCUUGAGACAAGGUUUCUUUGGUAGCCUUGGCUGUCCUGUAGUGGAGGCUAGCCUUGAAUUCUCAGAGACCCACCUGCCUCUGCCUCCUGAGGACUGGGAUUAAAGGCAUGCGCCGCCACUGCCCGGCAAAGGGAUAACUUUUCUUGAGUGAACUAUAAAAUAUUCUACAGUGCGGAAAAAGAAAUAACUUCAGGAGGUCGGCCUGCUGCACAGUUGCUAUUACAUUGUCGUGUGUAUCGACAUGACACAUUUCCACAGUGCUCACAAAUUUGUACAAGGCAGACUGUCUUAUCCACUGUGAAGUCUCUGUUCUUUAAAGAAAACUUUAGAGUUCUCACAGCGUGAUGUGUCCGUUUCACCAUGCUCCUUAGUACCUCUGGUGGAAGAUGGUGGAGGGAAAUCAAGGGACGUAGAACUCGGUUUUCAGGAGUUCUUGCAUGCUGUAGGAGGAAGGUGGGACACACGCCUGGAGAGAUGGCUCAGACCCUGAAGUGCCUGCUGUUGGAACAUGAGAACCCAAGAGCAAAUUCCCAGAACCCGCAGGAGGAACUGGCUGACCAAUGUGUGUCUAGAAUCCCAGGUCUGAGUGGCGGAGACAGGUAGAUCCUUGCUGCUUGCCGGCCGGCCAGCCUACCCACACUGGCCUGCUUUGAGGUCAGUAAAAAGACCCUGCCUCAAAAAUGAAGGUGGAGAGUCAUUGAGGAAGGCUCCCAGCAUUCUGUGUCGUCCCCUGUGCCCCCCGCCGCACCUCUCUCUGCACAUACACAAACAUGUACACACAUGAACACACAAAACAUUUAAGAGGUACCGUGAGAUAAGCUAGAGCUGCUGGUUCCGGAAUCAUGGGAUAAUCAGGUGGCCUGUAUUUCUCUCCCCAGAUGUCAGGUCUGAAUUCAUGCAGGCCUUGUGUUUUUCAGGUCGAUCGAGGCAGGAUUUUAGGAUGUUGCCCUUCGACAUUUAGUAAGUGGUCUCUAAAAAAAAAAAAAAAUCCUUUGGGAGAAUUCCAACAGUAGGCUGAGGCUUUGGGUCACUAGUUGGUUUUCAUCCGUGUGGACAGUUUGUGAGUUUGGAUAUCGUAGAACAGAGUUUGUGAAGUUUAUCGAGGUUCACAAUCCAUUUGGGGAGAUUGACACUUGGCAGGAAUAAAGGGAGCAACGGAAGGUUCUGUGUUUGCGACAUUAGUUCCUCCCAAAACAGGUCAAGAAAAUAUAGGACUCACUCUAGCCGUGAGGUUGAGAGCUGGAAUUUUAUCAUCGCCAAUCCUUUUGAACAAGAAACAUUUAUGAUUCCGUGAUUCUCUACUCUUUCAACGUGAGGCUUGCUGAGGCAUGGGGACAUAAGAAAACCCCGGGGACCUCACGUUCCCAACUUUUCAUAGGACUGUGGGAAAUGGGAGUCAGAGCAGUUCAAAGAUGCACCAUACAUGCAUAAACGUCUUCAUUUUUACAACACAUUGUGAAUAAAGAAAAACAGAAUUGUACGUGGUAGUAACAUCUGAGGACGGAAUAGACUCCGGAGACAGUGGAAACAGGCCUGUUACUCUGUUAGCACGAGGGACGUAACCGCGGCUGGGUCAUGGUGUGAUUCAGAGCUACCAGGGUCUGAGCCACAGCUUGGUCAAACCGUCUGUGACCAGUCAUUAUAAACCAAGAAUCAUUUUCUUUACAUGUUUGGCAUGGGACGCUGUCCAGACCCACCUGAAGCCCUAGGAGAAACCAGCCCAUUUCUGACGACUUUGUGUAAAAUUGGUAUUUUCUUGUGUCAGAAGUAAUCUAUAAUCCUCCUGUACAUGGCCAGUUUGAACGGCAAUGAGAAACUCUAUCUGUUGCUGUUUGAUCCGUUUAGUGUACAGUUAUCUAUACCCUACUCUUUGUCUCGGAAACCUACGGGGAGCCGUUUUGUGAACUGCACGUACUCUUUCAAAUGCUCUUUGGAUUUUUAGUGUUCGUAAGGUAGCAAUGUUACUCUGGCAAAAGUUUCUAGAUCUGUGUAUCCCUACUGACAGCUCCAGAGCCUAGUGGCCGGUGUGUUUGUAUUUCACGUGGUUUGUGCUGUUUCAUUUUGGACUAUUUACAUCCCUUUAUUAGGAAAAUAAAGAUACAUUUGAAUUCUUUUCAGCAUAAUCUGCAUUGGAAUUUGUGAGUACCUCCGUGGGUAGCAGAACAUACUUUGCCACCAAAGCUAAACAAAACUGUAAAAUACCUCCGGAUAUCUGUGCCAAGGAACUUCUCUUAGGAUGUUGGGGUUAAAACAAGAGUCAUCUUUUCCAGUAUUUUUCAUCUAGACCUACAAUAAAUGUGCACACCGUGAAAACGUACGCCACACUGUAUUUUUUCUCUGAAGCUGUUCAGAGCUUUAGAACCAUGUGCUCGCUUCUGUCUGCUUUCCUGAUACUGUUGGGUGGAAACUGAAUUCGCUGGGUCGUCUUUCAGCUUCUUUAAUUGAAGAAGUCAUCCGCUGUGGUCUUACUUUGUGCUGCGAAAAGUGAAUUUUGUUCAGUCCAUUUUUUUUUUUUUUUUGGUCUAUGCGUCCUCUUUAUAUACCUGAAUGCUUGCCCUGCGGGCUCUCUUUUGUUCUCUGUUUCUGUUCAGUCCCAAGUGUUUGUCCACUAGACCCUAACGUAGUCCAUUGAAGCAAACCUUUGAGCAGGGCACACCUUGUACCAAGUACUGUGGAAAGCCAGAUACCGACAUUACUUGGUCUUGGUGGAGUAAUGGUUAUCUAACUGUGAGGGACUGUAGAUAGAAAGGUGGUUUAUGAUGCGAGCUGGCUACAGGGUGCGUGUGUCGUGUGCCAUGGCCUUAGCCUAAGUAGGAGACGCCUGUCCUUAACAUAAGCUGGCUCUGUGUGUGGAGAAACACAUGUUUGUCAGAAUUCUCAUGCCAAUCUCCCCCUCCCCGAUGUGUGGUUGGGAGAGAGAUCUUCAUUUUUUAUUGUGUAUAAACUAGGAAGUUGUGUUACAUACUUAGAUUUUUUCAAAAUGGGAACUAAGGUGUAUCGUUGUGAAGCCAUACUGUGGUUUCUUCAACCUAGGACUAAUUGUAAAUAUAACAACGUGCCCAAGAUAAACCAGACCAAAACUGAAUAUAUAUAUAUAUAUAUAUCAUCACUGUGACCUUGAACUUAUUUGGGAUAAAACAGACUGUGCCUUAAAAAAUGACGAAGCAACGUCCUGCGAUUUUUGUAUCUCGAUAUUUCACUGUGGGCGGCCUUCUCAAAUUCACCUCAAAUCCUUUUCUUUCAAGCGGUUGAAAUUAUAAAUUUUCAGUAUAAAUUGGCCCACACCUCCUUUAGGGUCCACACAACCGUUAUUCUUGAGACCUCCUUUAAUUUCCAGAGCUGCUUUUGGUUGUUCUAUUUUUUUUUAAAAAAAAUUGAUUUAGUCUUAAUAUAGCUGGGAAAUUAGAUUUGACUGCAGUUUCUGGGGGAGAUGCUUUAAGGGAGAGUCACAGCCCUCCUGUUUCUAAACUUACUGAAUAUAUAAAAAUUAAUCAUUGAAAUGUAUUUUUGUCUUAUUGGUAAUGAUCUUAUCAAACAUGUGAGUUCCUUCUAAGACUUGUGCCCCGUGUUGUGGCAGAUUGAAACUUGUGUUUUUUUUUUUUUCUCAAGGAAGGGGUAUCAACCCAGUAAUGAUUUUGCAGUGGCUGAACUCAGAUCAAUGUCGUUUUUUUAAAAAACGUUACCAUUUCCCUCUCAUUUUCUUUUUCCUGCCUAAUUAUUUUAUGGCGUCAUGGGAGAAUUAGCUCCUCUGUUUUUAAUUUAAUGUAAAGUCUAGCGUUUAUAUUGUGUUUAUUUAAAACAAGGAGUAUGAUUUUCAUUAAAGUCCAAAUUACUCGAUUGAUCAUAUAAUCACGCUGUUUUUCCAAAGGCGUCCGGAUCCCCGUGUACUGUUUGCUUUUCCACGUGACUUUUGGACAUAAACUCAGUGUAUUUCUCUUGUCCUGUUUCACCUUCACUACUCCUUUACUCUGUUCAAGUUUUUAUUUAAAUAAGAGUCUCUUAAAAACUUGUAGAAACGACAGUGUGUCUUUCCUUCAAGCCUGGUAAGACUGACAGCGGGGCUGUUUAGACAAGGGUGUGCAUAAUCAAGGUCUCUCAGCUGACGUCAGUGUUUACCCUUACAGUUAAACCUUUAGAGCGCAGAUGACUCGUGGCUGCCGAGGGAGACUCAGUGGGGUUAGCGUUUAUUUGCACGCCCAUUUUGUGCUCAUCCGUAAACUCUAGUGUGUAGUAACAAGGCUUAGUGCAAGAAGCCUGUCCGAAAGUGUGUGCUGAAAACGAUGACCGUCGUGCAGAUCUCCCCGUCCGAACAUGCAUGCUCCUCCCCCAGUGCGUCGCGCGGCGUGUAGUGCACCGAACACGUGUGCGUGUUCUCUUCUGUGUGUUUCUGGUACGGUAUAAUUAACGCUGUUACGUUGAACCAGUUGUGGUUUGGGGGAAAAGUGCUGCUCCUGUGCUUUGUUGAGUUUUGUAAACGUUUUUAACCUCUGUUCCCACGUUACGAUGUAGUUUUAUUAGGUGAGCAUUUACCUUCCGUCUCCGCUCAGGUAUUAACGUGUAGCAAUCUGGGGUGCUUUGUUUUUAAUUUGUCAUAUUCUGGUGUUCUGAACGUCCCAAAAUAAAUUUGGUGAG